AUGGGAGUAGGAGGAGGUCUCGAAAAUCAUCAGGAUGAUUCGAAUGGUAAUAGAAAGGUUAGAGUGGAGGAGAUGGUGGAUGAUCUAAAUUUACACCCCAAUGAGGAGGAGGAGGAGGAGAAUAGUGUGACUCGGAGACGAUUGUCACAUCCGCCAUGGGAGGCAUUAUGGGCUUUACAAGAAAUUCAGUUCAGUGAUGUUUCAGGUAUCGAGUUCGAGAAGUUCUGUGGAGCAGGCAAAUUCGAGAUGGAUCACGUUCCGGUGGCAGGCAGAUUAGGUAGAGUGGUUAGCAUGUGGGAUGCUAGCAUCUUUAAGGAUUUCGAUGAGGUGGUCCAUAAGGCGAUCUCAAAUUUUUCUGUGGUUGGGGAGUCGAACGAGGUAUUAAUGAAAAAAUUAAAGAGGAUUAGAGAGGUGAUAUCUACUUGGAAAAAAGAGGUUUUAUCCAAGGAAGGGGACAUGGAGAUGUCUCAUAAAGAGGAAUUAGAAGAUCUAGAAAGUGUGGGGGAAGAAAGAGAAUUAUCUGAAGAGGAAGAGUGGACCAAAAUGGAAUGCCUAAAAGACUUAAACGAGCUCGAAGGUUACAAAAUUAAAGACAUUAAACAAAAAGCUAGAGCGAGAUGGGAUUUGGAAGGGGACGAGAAUACUGCUUUCUUUCAUGGUUACACUAAAAGUAGACGGGCUUUCAGUAAUAUCCCAGGUCUUAUGAUCGACGAUGUUUGGACGACUAAACCUGCUCUCAUAAAAAAAGAGAUAUUAGGGUUCUUUAGAAGGGCUUUCAAAGAAAAAGUUAAAGAUAGGCCUAAGCUCAUAUGCUAG
Molecule: messenger RNA, 816 nt
Organism: Helianthus annuus (common sunflower)
Lineage: Eukaryota; Viridiplantae; Streptophyta; Magnoliopsida; Asterales; Asteraceae
Exons: 3
Coding region: 1-816 (271 amino acids)
Source: RefSeq, a predicted model, not a curated record